CACAAUUUCUUUCAGCAAUCUUCAUUUUCCCGCUGUCAUGUCAUGUCUGUAAUAGUACAUAUACGUACAAGUUUCAAGUGGGCCAAAACCAACUAAUGGACUAUGGCGGAAGAAGAAGAAGAGACGUGGUCCUUGACCUCAGGGCAUAGGUUCAAUUGGGACAUAUUCCUCAGCUUCAGAGGAGAAGACACGCGCCACGGAUUUACCAACAAACUCUACAAUGAACUCGUACGGAAUGGUGUACGGACAUUCAUCGACGACGAAGGCCUGGAUCGCGGCGAAGAGAUCGCUCCGAAUCUCUCGGCCGCGAUCGAAGACUCGGCAGCUUCGAUCGCCGUGAUUUCACAGAACUACGCCUCUUCGAAGUGGUGCCUCGAAGAACUGGUGAAGAUCUCGGAAUGCAAAAGGCUAUUACUGCCUGUUUUCUACGGAGUUGACCCGUCGGACGUGCGAAGACAGAAGGGUCCGUUUGAGGAGCACUUUAGGAAGCACGAAAUUGUGGUGGAAGCGGAGAAGGUUUGUCGCUGGAGAGAAGCUAUGAAAAAAGCUGGUAAUAUCUCCGGUUGGGAUUCCAUGAUCUGGGAAGAAUCAGAGUUAAUCCUGUCUCUAGUCAAGAAAGUUCUGGAAAAACUCGAUAAUACACCGUUAGGGGUGGCAAAAUAUCCAGUAGGACUUCAUUCCCGUCUUAAUGAGUUACGCAGGAAAUUGGACGUGAAAGGAAAUGGUGUGAAAGUAUUAGGACUAUAUGGAAUGGGGGGAGUUGGCAAGACCACUCUUGCCAAGGCUUUGUACAAUCAGUUUGUUGUUUAUUUCAAGAAACGUAGCUUUAUUUCAGAUGUUAAAGAAAUUGCAAGGCGCCAAAAUGGUAUGGCCACUCUUCAAAGCAAACUCAUUGGUGAUCUUAAGUCAGGUGCUUCGCCAAUCAUAGACGAUACUGCUAAAGGUAUCCGAUCAAUCAAGGAGUCUAUGAAUAAUGAGCCAGUUGCUAUUUUCCUAGAUGAUGUGGAUAACGCAGACCAACUCCGUGUGUUGGUUGGCAGGAGAGACUGGUUUUGCCAAGGAAGCAGAGUCGUUGUCACCACUAGAGAUCAAAAUGUUUUACUCCCAAGUGUUGUAAACGAAACUUUUGAGGUAAAGGAGCUUUCUUUGUCGGAGUCACUUACGCUAUUUAGUUAUCAUGCAUUCGGAAGAGAGCAUCCUCCUAAGAACUUUUCGGUUCUUGCUGAAGAAGUUGUAAAACUCAGUGGGGGAUUACCUCUGGCUCUGGAAGUCUUCGGAUCUUUGUUGUUCUACAAGAAAAGAUUGAAGGAGUGGGAAGAUCUCGUGCAAAAGCUGAGACAGAUUCGCCCGGGUGAUCUUCAACAUGUCUUGGAAAUAAGUUUUGGAGCUCUAGAUGAACAAGAAAAGAGCAUCUUUCUUGAUUUAGCAUGUCUUCUUCUUAAUACAAGGCUUGACAGGGAAGAUGCAAUUGCGAUAUUUGAAGGUUGUGGCUUUGGCGCUGAAAGUGCAAUCACAGAGCUCACAGCAAAAUCGCUUCUCAAAAUCGUUGAUGGGAAUAUUUUAUGGAUGCAUGAUCAGCUCAAAGACAUGGGAAGGCAAAUCGUACUACGUGAGAAUUUUGGAGAUGCUGGUAAACGCAGUAGACUGUGGAAUCAUGGCGAUAUUUUGACUGUCCUUAAGAACCACAUGGGGACAAGAACAAUUGAGGGCAUUGUGCUCGACUCUGAGAAGAAGAAUGAUCUAAAACCUAAGGAAGUAAAGUGGAUCUAUUUGAAGAAAGUAUUUAGAAAAUAUAUUGGUCAAGGUAUAAAGGAAAAUGGUGUAACAUUUUACACUAGAGCUUUUCAGCGCAUGGUCAAUCUGAGACUUCUUCAAAUCAAUCAUGUCAAAUUGGUCGGAAAUUUCAAGCUAUUACCUGCUGAACUGAGGUGGCUGCAGUGGAAAGGUUGCCCUCUGGAAGUUAUUCCUCCAGAAUUACUGUCCCGAAAGAUUGCGGUUCUUGAUUUGUCGGAGAGCAAGAUUACACAGCUCUGGAAUAAGAAAAAGUGGAAUUGCUACCAGAACAAGAUGGCAAAGCAGCUGAAAGUCAUGAAUCUACAUAGUUGUCGCCAACUUAAGGAAAUCCCUGAUUUAUCUGGAAUUCAAUUGGAGAGGCUGAUUCUUGAACAAUGCAAUGAACUAGUUAUGAUCCAUCCGUCAAUUGGAGACUUGACUAAGUUGAACUAUUUGAACAUGAAGGACUGUAAGAGCAUUUUGGCAUUUCCAAAUGACGUGUCUGGAUUGAAACAUCUACAAAUACUUAUCCUAUCUGGUUGCUCAAGUCUAAGUGAAUUACCAGAGGACUUGAGUGGCUGGAAAUCUUUGCAAGAGCUUCUUCUAGAUGGCACGGCAAUAAGAAAGCUACCUAACUCUAUCUUUCACCUGAAGAAUCUUCAAAUCUUGAACUUAAAUGAUUGCCGAUCUUUGGAGUUGCUUCCUAGAGCCAUUGGGAAUCUAAGUUCGCUGAGAGAGCUUUCUUUUAACGGAUCCGCUUUAAAGGAAAUGCCUGAUUCCAUUGGAAAUUUGAAAAAUCUUGAGGAAUUAGGCUUGAGAAUGUGCAGGGGACUCAUCUCACUUCCUGAUUCCCUUGGCGAUCUUAAAUCUUUAGUAGGACUUUAUCUUGAUCACAGCUCCAUAAAAGAAUUGCCAUCUUCUGUUGGUUUAUUAUCUCAUUUGAAGUUCUUUACGGCCAGCAAUUGCAAGUCCUUGAGUGAAUUGCCCAAUUCCAUGAGUAACUUAUCGUCAUUGGUUUGGCUUUGUCUACAAGGGACCUCAGUUAGUGAACUAAAUUUCCAUUUAGGAAAUUUCAAGUCCCUUGAGAAGCUUGAGAUGAGGAACUGCAUUUCAAUCAGUUGUUUACCUGACUCAAUUGGAAAUAUGUUAUGUUUAACUACUUUGGCCCUAUGCAAUACAUCGAUUACUGAGUUACCAGAAUCUAUAGGCUUAUUGGAACGACUUUGGAUGUUGGAGCUGAAUAACUGUUUGAAUCUCCAACGUCUUCCGGCUUCAAUUGUAAGCCUUAAGAGUUUGUGUUACCUAUAUAUGGAUGAAACUGCUGUCUCCGAAUUACCCGAUGAAAUUGGAAAGCUUUCAAGCUUAAAACUACUGAAGAUGAGAAAGAAACCACAGCCUAGAGUGGACGAAAAUGAGGAUGGUUUACAUGUAGGAGAAAGCUCUAAGCGCGUUACUCUUCCAGAAUCAUUUUCAAAUCUAUCAUCCUUGGAAUUCCUAGAUGCUCAUGCAUGGAAAAUAUCUGGAAAGAUUUCUGAUGAUUUUCAGAAGUUGUCUGCUUUGGAAAAGCUCGACCUUGGACACAAUGAUUUUUGCAGUCUCCCUUGUAGCAUGAAAGGACUUUGUGUUCUCAAGCGUUUGCUUCUCCCUAACUGCAGAAAGCUCAAGUUUCUCCCUCAACUUCCCUCAAGUUUGGAAUGGUUAAAUGCUGCAAACUGCUCCGCGUUGGAACAUAUAGCUAGCAUAUCAAGUUUGGAAUAUUUGGAAGAACUCAACUUCAGUAAUUGCAAGAGGAUAAUGGAUAUUCCUGGCCUUGAAAGCUUGAAAUCUUUGAAGAGGUUGUAUACUCUCGGUUGCAACGCGUGCUUUUCUUCUAUAAAAAGGAGGAUUUCCAAGGAUUGUCUAAGGCAUAUGAAGUAUCUCUGUGUUCCAGGGGAUGAACUUCCAGAUUGGUUUAUUGAGGAUGUACCUAUUAGCUUCUCAACUCGCAAGAACCGCGAUAUCAAGGGGGUGAUCAUCGGUAUAGUUGUGUCUCUGAACCAACAAGUAGAGGAUAAUUUCAGAUACGAAGUCCCAGCGAUCGUGGAUAUACAGGCAACGAUUACCAGACAAGGUGAUGUUGAACCUAAACUUAAGAAAACUUUGUACUUGUUGGGAGUUCCUGAUACAGACGAAGAUCAGCUCUAUUUAUGUCGAUUUCAAGAAUACAGUGAUUUUACCCUUAUGUUGGAAGACGGAGACACAGUGCAGGUUGGAAUUAAAGAGCGUCCACGUUUUAAUGGCCUCGAACUGAAGAAACAUGGGAUGUACUUAGUUUUCGAAAAUGAGGAUGAUUUUGAUGAUAAUGAUGAGGAUUUGUUUGAUGAAUCUCAGCAGUCUGUGUCAAAGAAACUUACUAACUUCUUUCAUUCAUUAUGAAACAGCUCAUAGCCAGAAGUGAAUCCAGCAUAUUAUAGAGUGGACUCCCAGAAUCGGACAAUAUAUAUGAUUUGUACAGAAAAUUCAAAGAAGAAUUUAUAGAAAUGUGUAUAAUGCUUACUAGCUACUGGCAAUUAUUUUCAUAAUCGAACUUAGAAACUUGAAUAUAUUUGAUUUUUGAUGUGUGACCGCAGUAUGCCAGAAGUGCACAUAUUGAUCUAAA
This is a messenger RNA of Nicotiana tabacum (common tobacco), 4411 nucleotides long. RefSeq names its product disease resistance protein Roq1. The record is from RefSeq and is a predicted model, not a curated record. Gene Ontology annotation, biological process: defense response; signal transduction. Lineage: Eukaryota; Viridiplantae; Streptophyta; Magnoliopsida; Solanales; Solanaceae. Gene Ontology annotation, molecular function: ATP hydrolysis activity; ADP binding.